GAGCCUCUUGUGACAGGAGAAGCAUUGCACUGUGGAAGUCUCAUCUGGGUGUGCCUUUGUCAUUCUAGAACAGCCAUGUUGGAGUGGAGGAAGAGAGCAAGAGCUACGCAGCUGAACUUUGCUGUUUCUCUCGGUGACAGAACCUGGGAUCGAUUCAACAGGAAAAAACAUGAGAGUGAGCUUAGGAUGAAGAUUUCUUAUGCCUUCGUUGGUCCCCCUCAGAGUGAAGAUGGUGGUGGCUACACCAAGGAACAGGAGGAGCUUGUUUCCGAACUCAUAUUGAAGUGUGAGACAUAUUGCAAUGAGAAGGACGACGUGAUCAUAGCUUUCCUCUUUGUCUGUGCCUACAAAGACGACUCUACCCAAGUCACUGUUCCCCUCAUCAGAGUGAAGAAGAAUGAUGGUAAAAAUCCAAAGUUGUCCUAUUUCAUAGACCAUGUUGGACGGGUAUAUCAAGACUGGAGUGACUUUCUAGGGCACAACAUCUUUCGCGGAUGGUGGAUCUGCACCCCAGAGGAUGCUGAAUAUCUGCUGUCAGGUCAAGAUGUCCAGGUGAAGUUUUAUGACCAAACGGCGCGUGAAAAUGUACUCCGAGUAGUUGAUAUUGUGUCACAAGGCUCCGCCAUCUUCACGAGCGCUUCACUCUGCGUAGGAUUCGUCUUGUCAUGCUUUCCUCCAACAGCUUUGGUUGGUGUACCACUCAUGACGGCAAGCGCGGUAGUGGGCGCUCCGGCAGCGGCCUACAUAACAGGCAAGAGUGUGGGCACACUUGUGGAUAGAGGCAUCCAUAAAAUGUCCCUUAAUCCUUUCGAAUCCAGUGAAGCUAGAGACUGCUGGCUAAUAACUGCUGCCUCUGUGUUUGGCCUUGCCACAAUGGGAGCUGGCGAGAUGUUUAUCUUCUCAGCAGAAGCGGGGGAAUUGGCUGGAAGUGGAACCCGCCUGUUCUGUACAGUACUGAACGUCUCUUCCUUGACUGUCCACGGCCUGGGCGUCGUUAACUCCAUUUACGAAGUUGCGAAAAAGGACAAAGUUACCGCUCUUGACGUGCUGCAGGUCGGCACAAGUAUUUUCUUUUUCACUCACUCUGUUGUGACUUUAAAGACUGCCAGCAUCAUCAUCAAAGAUGCUCAACAAACAGCUCUUGUUGCAAAGAGGAAUAGCCUCCCCACAAAAAGCAGAGAUGCCUUUGACGACCACACGCUUCUGUCCCAUAGGGAAAUGCUUGAAUCUGGAAAAGUCAGAACAAUGCCCGGGAACAAGGAAUUCAUUCGUGACCUUAAAAAGAUUGACCACCUGGAAGAUUUUUUCCAUCAUUUCCAAAUAGUAAGAGGCAGUCAACUCGGUGUGGACGAAGAGCUUUUCAUUAAUGGGAAAGCAUUUGUCCAGAUGACCGAGCAGGAACGAUCCACUCUAAUCGAAAAUUCAAAUGACCUGAAAAACAACAGAAUCACAGAAGCGCAGUUCAACAAAAGUGUUGCCUCAAUCAAAAGUAAAUAUAGAAUACAUUUUAAGAGAAAGAUAGAAAGGGCUUCACAAAAAAUCAAUGAAGCUUUAGGCUUAACAGGACUUUCACCAUUUGAUACUCAAAGGAUGGAUCAGGUUCUGUCACAAUCAGGCAAGAAUUAUAAUCCAAAAUGUGUGGAGGUUGCCAAGACCAUGGCAAAUCGAAUGGAAUGUGGUGAAAAUGUCAGUGAAUUUAUUGCUGCUACAGAGUACUUAAUUCGUCGUCUAGCUGCCCAAGUCUCUGAACUGCAAAAGCAGAAUCCAAAUCCUACCAGACCACCAAAAGUGAAAGCCAAAAACUUCUACUUUGAAAAAGUCGCAGAUGCAUUUCUGAAUGAUGGACAAACACAAGACAACAUUGUUAAAGAAUUCCAAGAUCUGAUGAAGACAUGUGAAGUGGAAAAUGAAAAAAAUGGAAAAAUGCAAUUCAAGAGUACCAUGGCAACAGCUAAUCACUAUGACAAGCACUCUGACUUUCCACAAAUUGAUCCAAACAAUAACCUCACACCAGAGAGCUACUUUGCUAUAGCUAAGGAAAUGUGUUCUGGCACUGUCCAAAAUCCCUUAUGGGUCCAGGAUGAAUCCAGUCUGAUGUGUAUGUUUCAUAGCCAGAAGUACGGUGCUGUUGCAGUCCGAUAUGACAACUUGGCUGAUGGCACAUCAGUAAUUGCCACUUUGAUGUCGGAAGAUUUGAAGGAGAUCAAGAGUGCACCCAGAUAUAUCUGUCGGUCCUAGUUCAUCUGCAGUCAAUAUUAUAUAUAUAAAAAAGAAACUCAUGCCUUCAUCUCCAGCAGGGUUAAUUACUGCAAUAAGCUUUUCACAGGCCUUCCUAAAAGAUCAUCAAACAGCUUCAUGUGAUUAAAAAUGCAGCAGCUAGUGUUCUUAUGAAAAAUUAAAGAACUGACCACAAUAGUGAAGUCCCUGCACUGGCCUCCUGUAAGUCACAGAGUUCACUAAAGCAUCACUGCUAAUUGAUAAAUAACUAAACGGGACAGGACCAAAUGAUCUUCCAGACCUGUUUCAGCAGUACACACCUAACACAUCACUGGAGAAAUAUUUGUUGGUAAAACCUGCUGUCAGAACUAAACAUUGUGAAACAUCUUCUACUGCUAUGCAGUUCACCUCUAGAACCAACUUCCAUCAAAGAUGCGCCAACUGCCAGUUUAUAUUAUAUAGCUUAUAUUUUAAGCUAUUGUCUUGUUAUGUUUUUAUUUAUUUAUUUAUUAUUUACUUAUCUUUACUUGUAUUUAUGUAAAACACAUUGAAUUGCCUCUGCAUAUAAAAUGGGCUCCACAAAUAAACUUACUGUGCAGUUUUUUUUUUAAGAUUACUUUGACUUCGAUGUUUAAAUCGUGACAUAUUCAAUCCUGAUCCUAUGAUCAGGUGUUUGUACCUUAUCCCAACUGUUAGAAAGUUAGAAAGCAUGAAAAGGUUACUAUAUUAUCUGCUAUGUGUACUGGGAUGUAAAUAACCAGUUCUCAUAUUCCUGUAAACACCAUAUCCUAAACAUGAUCAAAUUGCAUAACAUUCUUGAUGGCCCCUAUCCCCACCCGCCCACCUGUAUUUACAUAUAAACAAUGACCUUCGCCAUUGUAUCUGACUUGUCCUCAUAAUGCUUAGAUUUCUGUGAUUAUGCUUAUACUGUGUAAUGAAUUAAAACAAUAACAACAGAGCAAGUACUGUACUAUUAUAUUGUACAUGAUUGUGAAAUAAAAAUAAAGUCUGUGUUACACUGGAACAAAUAUUUUAGAAAGGUAUGACAUUUUCAGUGUUGUUUUUUUUUUUUUUUCCAGGGGA
This is a messenger RNA of Alosa sapidissima (American shad), 3300 nucleotides long. RefSeq lists its product as uncharacterized. Lineage: Eukaryota; Metazoa; Chordata; Actinopteri; Clupeiformes; Clupeidae. Bases 76 to 2238 code for a protein of 720 amino acids. The record is from RefSeq and is a predicted model, not a curated record. The transcript is spliced from 2 exons.